AUGGCCUCGGUCACGGUCAAAGUGACGGCUGGCACGGAGGUGCAGGGGAAGAGCGGGAAGCUGGUCAUGUACCUGCAUGACCAGGCGCUGGCGGACGCCGCGGCCACGGUCACCGCGGAACAUGCGCUGUCCAUGAGCGAUGAGACAGUGACCUUGGACGCGAAUCCUGAGAGUGGGCCUUUGACAUUGGGGACACAUGUGCGCUCCCACCUGGUGAAGGAGGAGGAUGUACUCCAACCCCGCAGAGCGGAAGAGCAGAUUGGGAAGAAGGCCAAGGAUAUGGUGCAGCCAUCCUACUACAUCUGCGUGCGGAUGGACACGGCUCCGACGUCUUCGUCCGUCUUCGUUCCUUUUUGGCGGUUGGGUUUAAGAUCUCUGGUGCGAGGUCACGGGUGA
Molecule: messenger RNA, 396 nt
Organism: Durusdinium trenchii
Lineage: Eukaryota; Dinophyceae; Suessiales; Symbiodiniaceae
Source: the annotation of a GenBank genome assembly